This is a messenger RNA of Pseudoliparis swirei, 970 nucleotides long. RefSeq names its product cilia and flagella associated protein 161 (gene cfap161). Gene Ontology annotation, biological process: cilium assembly. The record is from RefSeq and is a predicted model, not a curated record. Gene Ontology annotation, cellular component: motile cilium. Lineage: Eukaryota; Metazoa; Chordata; Actinopteri; Perciformes; Liparidae. Bases 1 to 882 code for a protein of 293 amino acids. The transcript has 8 exons.
AUGGCUCAUAUCAGUACUUAUCGCUCCAACGUGAAGAUCGGAAACUGGAACGAGGACCUGCGCUUAGAAGAGGAUGCAAAGAAAGACUAUCUGGAGAAAAAGGAGAAGGGGGAGCUUGUUGCCCAGAAAGUAGACUUCCUCAAACAGAACAUUUUGAGACCGGUGAAUCUCACUUUGACAAAUGAUGGGAGAUUGCACUUCGGGGAUGUUGUGAUGCUGGUGAACAUGGGAGGAGGACAGAGGGAGCGCAGUGCAGUGAGCAUCAACGCUGACAUUAACAGUUUGAGGAGGACUCCUUCGCCGGGCGUUCAAGCUCCAUGUGGAGUCAGUGCAGGAAGAGGUAUUCAGGCCUGCGUGCGCACCGCCUUCGUCAUUACCAGUGUCGAUGGCAGUCCUGAAGGGUCCACUCUGCACUUUGAGCAACCUUUUGCUCUGAAAACAACAAGUGGCUUUGCCGGUGGUCUUUACCUGAUUAGUGACCUGCAAACUUUUCAAAAGUCUGCCAAGAAGUCCCGGCUACAAGAAGUAAACUUGGAUGACAGCGGUUCUUUUAUGUCAUGGUGGAAGAUAGUCCACUUUGACCCCCAGGAGAGGCUUGAAUAUGAAGACCAGCCUGUUCCAGCUAAUGUGAGCGUGCUGAUCAUACACUGCAAGACAAACCAGGCUCUGGCUGUUCUGGGAAAUCAUGUCCUUUGGACCGCAUAUGACAAAGAGUACGAGCUGACGGCUCACACCUUCCUGGACUCGCACAAAGUCGAGCAAGACAACAACCACUGGAUAAUGUGCACUUCGGACUCUGCAGGGAAAGGGCUCGUAAUUCUCAACCACCCACAGUCAGAGGCCGACCGCGACGAGCUCACACAGACCAACUGUGAUGUCUAAAUCCACCGUAACACAAUUCACUGUCAUGCGGUAACAAGUAGAAAUACAGCAGAUAGAUACCACAUCGUUAAUAACACCUAAAUGUGUU